CCAACAAAUAGGUGUCUGAAAAUAUCGAAAUUGGCGCCGCUUUCCUCUGCUCUCUCUCUCUCUCUCUCUCUCUCUCUCUCUCUCUACAACCCCAUUUCUUUUCUUCUGAAAAUUGUCAACCCAGAUUUGAAAUCCCAAAAGUCCAAAAGGGAAAAUACAAACCAAAAAAGGGUUCACCUUUUGUUAAUUUGAUUUUCUUAUCACCAUGUCUAUGCGUAGGAGAACCUUGCUUAAAGUCAUCGUCCUCGGCGAUAGUGGGGUUGGUAAAACGUCAUUAAUGAAUCAAUACGUACACAAGAAGUUCAGCCAGCAAUAUAAAGCUACAAUUGGAGCUGAUUUCGUGACAAAAGAGCUUCAAAUUGAUGACAGGCUUGUUACUCUCCAAAUAUGGGAUACAGCUGGCCAAGAGAGAUUUCAGAGUCUUGGAGUUGCAUUCUAUAGAGGUGCAGAUUGCUGCGUUUUGGUCUAUGAUGUCAAUGUUAUGAGAUCCUUUGAUAACCUUGACAAUUGGCAUGAAGAAUUUCUCAAACAGGCUAAUCCACCAGACCCUAAAACAUUUCCUUUCAUAUUACUGGGGAACAAGAUUGAUAUAGAUGGUGGAAAUAGCAGAGUGGUUUCUGAGAAGAAAGCAAAGGAAUGGUGUGCUUCAAAAGGGAUACCUUACUUUGAGACAUCAGCGAAAGAGGAUAUAAAUGUUGAUGCUGCAUUCUUGUCUAUUGCAAAAACUGCUUUGGCCAAUGAACAUGAGCAAGAUAUAUACUUCCAGGGCAUUCCGGAGGCAGUUUCAGAGACGGAGCAAAGAGGUGGUUGUGCAUGUUAAGGUGGAUGAAGCAAUUUCAUUGAGUGCUAUAUGUAAUCGCUGUUGUUGCCUAUUUUUCCUGCAACAGUAUCGUUACUCUCAGGCCGUAACCAUUCNGCCAUUCUUUUGUACCCAUUACUACAUAUACUCUUCACUUAAGAUUGCAUAUUCUAUUGAUUUCCUCAGUGUUGUUUUGGAAAGAAGUACAUCUUUGUCACAUUCAGACACUGGAGGUAUAGGAACUCAGGAAUGUCUCCUUGUAUUGCAUUUGGCUCUGAGAAAGAUUCUAAUUGUGCAUUUUGCCGUACCCUGGCUGGUUGGAUUUUAUUGUAUACUCUGAAAAUUGUAUUUUUCUACAUCUACGUAUAACAAUGAAUUGGAUUGGUAACUGUUA
Messenger RNA from Nicotiana tabacum (common tobacco), 1193 nucleotides. Its product is annotated as ras-related protein Rab7. NCBI's taxonomy places the organism in Eukaryota, Viridiplantae, Streptophyta, Magnoliopsida, Solanales, Solanaceae. The record is from RefSeq and is a predicted model, not a curated record. Gene Ontology annotation, molecular function: GTP binding; GTPase activity. Gene Ontology annotation, cellular component: vacuolar membrane.